CGAGUACUCGAGUAACGAUUACUUACUUUUUCAACGCCUCUACUACCGAUUUAAUUUUUGUCGGUUCGACUUCGACAACACUGCUCGGCGUCGAUCGGGGUUGAACGUCGACUUGACAUUUUGCCAAACAUUGAUAAAAAAAACAUGCAAAUAAAUAAACUAAAAUUCAUAUAAAACCCAUCAGAUAUGGAUCUGGUAACUCAAACUAGUCUAGAAGCCUUAUUAUUAAAAGCAACAAACUCUAAAAACCAAAACAUUGAUACAGCUGCAGUGGAAGCCUUUGCGGCUCUUAUCAAUAAAGAAAAAGAUGGGGCACAUAUCGGGGUAAAAGUAAUUGCUGCCACACUACCCACUGGUAGUGAAAAGGAGGUGCUACAAACCUUGAAUAUACUUGAUUCUUGUAUGAGUAAGUGCGGCACCCACUUUCAAAAUGAAGUCGGAAAAUUUCGGUUCCUCAAUGAGAUGAUAAAGUUGGUAUCGCCGAAGUAUCUUGGCUCAGAGACGCCCCUCUCUGUCAAGCAGAAGGUUCUGCAGCUGCUAUAUGUUUGGACAUUGGACUAUCCAAAAGAAACAAAGAUUAAAGAAGCAUUUGAUAUGUUGAGGAAGCAGGGUGUCAUAAGGGAAAUUCCUAAUCCCAAUGUGCCAUCAUAUGAGCCCCUAACCAUGCCUAAAAAGAAACCAACAGGCUUUGAUAGCUCUGUAUUUCAUGAUGAGGGAAAAUCAAAGAUAUUACAGAAGUUGUUACAGAGUAAGGACCCAGAAGAUAUUCAAGCAGCUAAUUGGUUAAUCAAAAGUAUGGUCAAAGAGGAUGAUAAAAGAGCUGAACUAAAGAAAAUAUCUGAAUUACAAUCUGUGCAGUAUCAUGUUAAACUUCUGAAUGAAAUGCUAGAUAAUUAUGAACCAACAAAGUCUACUGCUGGUGAACUCGAUCUCAUUAAAGAGUUACAUGACAACUGUGAAAGGUUGAGACCAACUAUAAAUAAGUUAGCUUUAGAAACACAAGACAGUGACGGAAUGCUUGGUGCUGUUUUAGAAACGAAUGAUGAAAUAUCAUCAGUAUUUCAUAAAUAUAACGUACUAAUUCUACAAAGCCAAGCAGCGUCUUCAAAAGCACCGAAUGGAAUGCAGAGCUCUCUUUUGCAUUUUGAAUGCGAUGAUUCGUCAACUAUUCAAAACGCAUGUAAAGCAGAGCCGAAGUCAUCAGUUGAUGUUCUAUGUGAUAUUUUGACUGCUACUACCAUACCUGAUAAUAGUGGAGAAGUACUAAAACCCGUUUCAGUAUUAAAUUGUGUUUCCGAGAUCCCAAUGGUCAAGUUUGAAAUACCCUGUAUAUGCACCCGAGAGAUUGCCAUUUUAAAUAUAAAUUCAACGUCAUGUAUCUCAAUAAAAUAAGCGUUUGUGAUGAUGACAAAGAAAUGCGACAAAACAAAUUCAAAGCCUUGGAGGAUCUAGAUGUGCUUGGUGAGCAAUUCUUAAAGGAGAACCUCCAGGGAAUCCGCUCUGGACUUUUCAGUAAAUCUCAUGACAAAGUGCCCAUGAACCUAUUGACCAAGUCAGGAGAGAAAGAUACACCCACUGUACUUGCUGAAACUUUGAAUUUAGACUUAAACUACCUGCUUCAAGCAAAUAAUAAAAUGAACACGUCAUCAGAAGAAUCAAAAAAUGCUAUGGAUAGUAGUGAUGAUUUUCUUGUAGAUAUUAGUGACGAAAAAAUGUUGGUUGUGGAUAAAGCUUCAAAUGUUGGAUCUCCUAGUAUACCGAACAUGAAUAAUGAAAAAAAAACAAUCCAAGACUCAAAAAGGCACGACAUAAAACUGAGCGAUGUUUUCGUGAAAUUGGAGGAUAUUAGGCCCAGCAAUAUACCACCAAUUACUUUGAUGGAAGAGAAAAAUAAGAUUUCCGUAACUUUACACAUAUCCAAAGAUAAACCAAAGGAUUUCGUGAAUGUGUACGUUCUGACUGCAGAGUGUAAACUUAAACUACAACCUCCAUCAUCCACGAAUCUUCCUGCUUACAACCCAUUUUUACCUCCAAGUGCUAUAACCCAAAUAAUGAUCAUUGCUAAUCCUGACUCGACGAAGCUGACAUUGAAAUUUGUGAUCAGCUAUGUGAUGGAUGAUGAAACUAUCACGGAAAUGGGCGAAGUUGAUGAACUACCUACUCUUCAAGAAUAAACUUCAAAACACAGGUUUAUCAUCUGCUCAGCGAAAGAAUGCAAGGAAGGAAACGGUGAGAACUACCAGAGAAACCGGUAGAUGUUACGGUGUUAACCAUUCCAGAUCUUUU
Molecule: messenger RNA, 2286 nt
Organism: Acanthoscelides obtectus
Lineage: Eukaryota; Metazoa; Arthropoda; Insecta; Coleoptera; Chrysomelidae
Source: the annotation of a GenBank genome assembly